UCCUAAACAAAGCCGAGACAAGAGGAGAACAGAAGGACAUAACAGCAGCAGAAACACUUUGUGUUCAUACCUGACGACAGUUAAUUCACAACAUUUGUAUUAUACUUAUAUUAAGAGUCAUUAUGGUCCGCCUGACAGUGGAUCUGAUCGCAAAAUCAAGCAAUCACUCAAAAACCUGCAGAAGUGUAUCUCUCCAGCAGUAUCUGAAGAAACUGACCCAUCUCAACUUUUCAAACAAAAGUAUAGAGGACAUUGAUGAUCUAUCGAUUUGCAGAAACCUCACAGUCCUUUACCUUUAUGACAACCAAAUAUCACAAAUCUGCAAUUUGGGAUUUGCCUCAAAACUUACACAUUUAUAUAUGCAAAAUAACAAUAUCGCUUGCAUAGAGAACCUCUCAUCUCUGCAUAAUCUCUCCAAAUUAUUCUUGGGAGGAAACAGCAUCACUGUGGUGGAGGGAUUAGAGGAGCUGAAAAGCCUAAAGGAGCUGCACGUGGAAGGUCAGAAACUACCCAGUGGAGAAAAGCUGGUCUUUGACCCGAGAUCCAUUUCUAGCCUAUCUGAAACCCUGUGCAUUUUAAAUAUCUGCAAAAAUAACAUUGAUGAUAUAUGGGAAUUGGCCCCUCUCAGAAAACUCACCCAUCUUUUUGCUGCUGAUAACCAGCUACAGGACAUACAGGCGUUAGAGACAGUGUUCAGCCAAUGGUCUCAACUGCGGCUACUGGAUCUGAGAAGAAAUCCUGUGUGUCACAAACCUAAAUACAGGGACAGACUAAUAACUGUCUGCAAAAUUCUAGAGGACCUCGAUGGAAAACAAAUAAAUGAGCUGUCUAGGCAGUUUCUAAUCAACUGGAAAGCCUCGAAAGAUGCAAAGAAGAAACUAGAGGACGAAAAAGACGUCAGAGGACAAAUCACAAAUCCACCUACAACUGAUAUUCAGACGGGCACUCAACAUCUCUUUGCCCAUGACCGCAGUAGCUCUCUGAGAAAGCCGUCAGAAUUUGGGAAGCCCGGCGUUGCAUUUCGGACAGACCAAGCUCAAGCAGACAACAGAGGAAGAAGGUCAAGGGGGCUAAAUAUUCCAAUGCGGAGAGGCAGACUCUGAAAAUCUGAAACUGCUGAUUUAAAACCCUUUAUCAGUGUCCUUUUGGCUUUUAAAAAGUAUUUGUCACCUGUGUGAGGACUUUUCCUAAAUACUUCCAAUACAGCGAGUCUUCAGCUCUGCAACUUACAUACAAUGUGAAUUUCUGAGCAGGUUCACCAUUAUGCACUAUCGUGACAAGUAUUUUGCACUGCCUAGUUUGCAUCUUCAAUUUCUUAUUUCUUAAAUAUUUGUGUAUGUGUUUGUUUGUAAUAAAUUUACUUUGCAAAA
Molecule: messenger RNA, 1370 nt
Organism: Pimephales promelas (fathead minnow)
Lineage: Eukaryota; Metazoa; Chordata; Actinopteri; Cypriniformes; Leuciscidae
Gene: ppp1r42
Product: protein phosphatase 1, regulatory subunit 42
Molecular function (GO): protein binding
Source: RefSeq, a predicted model, not a curated record